This is a messenger RNA of Drosophila kikkawai, 437 nucleotides long. RefSeq lists its product as uncharacterized. Lineage: Eukaryota; Metazoa; Arthropoda; Insecta; Diptera; Drosophilidae. The record is from RefSeq and is a predicted model, not a curated record.
UGAUCUGGGUUGGCCUGACUUUAACCUUAACGUAUGGGUUUGUUUUGAUUCCCAUUUAGUUAUCAAAAUCUUUCAAAAUUAUAACGUAAACUCCCGGCUCAACUAAUAAAAUUCUUUUUCACCGGAAUGUCUGACAAUAAGGCAUCAUCAUCUAGUGGCCAGCGUCAACCUGGCUUGCAGUUCAGCACCGCCCUUGGUACACCAGAAACGAAGCGCAAGAUGCUUCUAUAUAGACGCUUGCUUAGUCGAGAGUUGUCCAAGGAGGUAAAGGAUGCCCAGACAAUACUCCGGGCCAGAAAUAGGAGGCUUCAGGAGCAGGAUAUGGGCCGCUUUCCAAGAUCUUAAGUGAAACAAGAGGCCACCUUUAGUUGUAGUAGAGUUUACGUUUCCGCGUUCAUACAACUUUAUUCAAUAAAUUUGGUAAUUUUGGUAAAAUA